Molecule: messenger RNA, 3318 nt
Organism: Cryptomeria japonica (Japanese cedar)
Lineage: Eukaryota; Viridiplantae; Streptophyta; Pinopsida; Cupressales; Cupressaceae
Exons: 5
Coding region: 265-2334 (689 amino acids)
Molecular function (GO): lysozyme activity; protein binding
Source: RefSeq, a predicted model, not a curated record
CUAACACGAGGGCAAAUGGCGGCACAUGGCUCUUCGUUUUCCCUCUCAUUUUUUAAAGGUAUAACAAGAAACGAAUUUAACGAGUGUGUCAUUGCAAAUGACAAUCCCAUAGAUAUGAACCGUUGCAAGUUUCGAUGAUCACUUCACUACCUAAGUUUUUUGCAGCUAAUUCAAGGAAACCAAUUUAGCACUUACAAAGACUCUCUGCGGUUUUCUGUUACAUGUCAUUAUCAUCUCAAUCCAUUUCCUCUCCAUUUGAAUUGCAUGGCUUCCCGCUUACAUUGCUUAACGAGGGCUGCAUUCGGCCCCUGUACUUCUCCGUCAAAAGCUUCGAAAUGCGAAAAGAACAAGAAACACAAGAAGUCAACAUCACUAAAAAACGGCAUCCAUCAUGUACACGAAGACACCCACCGUGUUGAUAAAGAUACCCAAAAUGUAAAUAAUGAUGCCCAGAACCAGCAAGAUGGCAGGAACAAUGCAGGAAGCCAUGGUGAAGGAGAAAUUCCUGAAAACAUUCUCAAAAUCAAGAAGCAACUUCGUCCCCUGUUGGAUGCAAUCAUUUCAGUGGAGUCAGAUAAAAUGAAUAGAAUUGAGGGUUGUAAAGGUGGUACAAGAAUUGGUAUGUUACAGAUUAACGAGCAGUACCAUAGAGAUGCGUGGGGCCCCAAUGCUUCUUCUUAUCAGUGGUCCCAGUGUCGGGACACUGAAUACGCUGAGAAUACUGUUGUUGUGUUCUGGCUAAGACAUUGCCCUGAUGCAGUAAUCAAUAAUGACUGGGAGACAUUGGCAAGAAUCCACCAUGGUAAGAGAAAAAUGGAAACCUUUGAGAAAGGGAAUAUUACGUGUCACAAGGGAAUGUCAGGUGUGGAUGUGACAAAUGAGAAUAUUGCAUUUAGAGGUGGACCUGAGGGCCUUGGUACAAACAGUGCAAAUCAUUAUUGGACAGAAAUCUGUAGAUGGAUGGAACAUAACUUCUUUCAAGCUCCCUCAGUAUCUGAACCCUACAAAAACAGCAUCCUACAUACCACUGUGCCUAUGCAGGGCAUGACCACAUCUGCAGAGCGACAGACCUUAGCUGACAUUAGCAAUCUCCAUGUAUCCAACAAAGAUGUCACAAGCACACAAAAGAGGCAAAAUGGAAGACAAGUCUGGCAUAUGAAAAAAAAUAAUAAGCAGGGUAGCAAGGAUGACAUCAAGGAAUUGUGCACUACUAUUUUGCAACCAGUGCAGCACAUCAGUAGUAAUCUGAAAGGCAAAGGUACAAAGUAUUCAUGCCCUACAAGUAGAAGCCAGUUUUCCUUGACUAAUGCUCCCUUCAUUAUUGAGGGAACAAAAUCAAAUUCAGUAAUAAAUAAGAGAAGAAAUUCAUUGGAUUUCUGUUCCAGCAAUAAUUUGCUUAAGGUGUGGAAGCCUUCACGUUCAAUUCAGAGGGAAAAGGCGGCAAUUAUUGUGCAAGCUUAUUGCCGAAUGUUUCUAAUUAAGACACAUUACAAAAGAAUGAAAUCUGCUGUCUUGAAAAUUCAAAGAUGGUGGCGGCAAUAUGGAAGUAAGGGGAUGUUGUCUGGAAAUUACAGUACUGUACAGAGUAUGGAAACAGUAUUACAUGAGCAGUUUUUGUAUCACAGAAAUCAACCUCCAAUUGUCCUUUCACGAAUUCAAGAUGAAAAUGAAGCACUGCCAAGCAAUGUUGAGCUUCUGCAGUCUCCAGCAGAUUUGCUUUAUAAAGGCAAUAUUUCAGCUGCUGAAGAAGAGAAGGUCCUAACUGAGCUGGCUAAUUUGCUCUCACCGAGUAAUAAUAAUGGCCUGGAACAGUUUAAUUGUUUUGAAAGUGACAUUGUUGAUGAAGAACUUGGAAACUUCCAUUUUCCAUAUGUACAAGAUGGAGAAAGUGAGAAGAGUACACCUGUUCUAACUAGGAUUCAUUCACCAAGACUGAGAGGGACUUGCAUAUCACAUGAAAAGAACAGCUCUGGAGACAUGGAAAAUGUCAUGCCAGAGUGGCUGGAAUUGAAGAAGUCAGACUUCAUGGAGAUGGAUGGUGGUAAUACUAAUUUUAUGCCCAUUAAAGCGGAUGAAACUGUCCCAGAUUUUGUUAACAUAAUUUCUGAAAGGAAACAACUGUAUGAUACUGCAAUAGGAAGUGUCGCUGCUUCUGCUAAUUGCACUCAUUUCAGUAAUUGUUCUGAUUAUUGGAAGCAGUACUGUAGCAAAAAGAUCAACCCUGGUUCAGGGAAUUCACAAUUUAAGACAUUUUGUUUAGAUGAAUCUCCAAAUGCUAGCAUUUAUGAUGGUACAAAUGAAGAGAACACAGGAGAAUUUGGUCCAGAUAUAUAAGUUUGAUGGAGAGGAGAGGUAAAGCUGGUUUACUAUAUAAAAAAUUGUUAGGAAUGUUUGAAGUGGAAUCUAAGUUGUCAAAAGUGGUUCCAGAUAGCAACUUCCCCAAAUUAAUUGGGCUAGACUUCCAUAAGGGAUUUCCUAGAGAAAAGGAAAUUGAUAGAGCACAUGAAGCAAUUUUAGAUGAUGAAAAUGUAUCAAAAGAGAUUGGAGUGGACCAUGAUUUUUUAGGGCUAAUGAGAAACAUAAAAAGAUUGGAGUUAUGUGAAUACAGAAAUAAUACCAUGGUUGUGGGAAACUCUGAUCCUCCUCUGUCAGUGGUAGCCAUGUUUUGUUGUCGAUUUCCAGAAGCCUUAUUUACUACAAGUUUUAUAGCUCUUCAGUGUUCAGAUGUGCAUUUGAGGAAGCAGAAUGUUCGUUCCUUUAGUGGAGUGAAGGAAGUAGAAAGCCUGUCAUAUGGAUUUUAUUUCUUUCUUUAGUUCCUUUAAAGUUUGAAACAAAUUGAAAUAUCCUUUGAGUUUCAUCUCCAAGGGAAAUCUAGCCCUGUCCACUACUAUAAAUAUUCUCCUCAAAAGUUACUAUAAGUUUUGAAGUAUUCAUUCUUUUUCCAAAUCAUUGAUGCUAGAGGCAAGGGGCAAAAAGUAGCUCAACCAAAUGUUUUUCUCCUUUUUGUUGUUUUUGUAGCUUUGCCUGCGUUGCUAAAAAUUGAGUCAGUGCUUAUUUUUGAACUUUUAAAAUGCCUUUGGCAAGUACCCAUAAGAACUGCGAGACUGAAACAGAGAUAGAAGAAUCAGCAAUUUGGGAGCAUGGGUGCACAAUUCUUCUGUUUUGUGUUCCCUCAUAAACAAUGGUUGGCAUCAAAUUUCAAGUGUGGCCAUAUGAUGGAAAUCAUAGGUCAAAUAAGUUAGGUAAGUGGCUAAGGAUUGUCAGAAAUUGAUUUGACUAUGCAAGGCCUUCAAAAUUAAUAAUAUUAUAUUUGUGAGA